GACUGAAGAGAACCAAACAAGGAGCCAAAUGAACCAUUUCAUGUGAGAAUGAUCUUCAGUGCGAGAUGAGACACGUUUUUUUUUGGAUGUUCGGCGCAAAUGUAAUUGAAUGCAUCACACCAGUAUGUCUGAUUAGAGGUACUUGUUUGAGGCCACUGUGCACAGUUUGGGGUUCAUUUUCAAAGUCACAGAUUUAGCAGUCCAUAAUCAGCCACCGUCUAGCAGCAUGAAUCUCCAAAUGCUUUGGAACAUGGAGAAGAGAAUAAUGGGGUCAGUAAGAGGAGCAGCCAUUAUCAUGUCCACACUCUGAGUGUGUGUUGAGGGGGGAGGGCUUUAGGGGCGAAAGGGAACAGAGGGAUUGUAUUUUUAUAACCAUGUGCUCUCUUGCACGCCUGACAGUGAUAAAGUAGAAAGGCUCCAGAGAACAACUGUCCUGCCUUUCACAGGCGAGGAGAAGUGAGGCAGACUACAGCACACAGGCUCUCGUUGGGACAAAAACAGACAAGGAGAGCAAAACUUCUCCAACUUCUAAAAAGCUCCACCAGGAAUACCAGCAGCGCAGACAAACAUGGAUGUAAAGAUUGAAAAGUCGUCAAAUGGCUUCACACCAGAUAUCAACUUGGAGAAGUUAUGCAAGUCAGCUGCAGAGCUGAUAGUGCCAGGAAACGUCAUCCUCAGGCUGCUGACUGCUGCUCUGGUGUUUGUGACGGACGUGCUGGCCAGACUUUUUGGAAGCAACCUGGUCAAAAGACAUUUCCACUUGAUGCUGUCUGCCUUGGUUCUGUUUGGUCCUCUGUUGAGUUUCUGGGUGUCAAAGUAUAGCAUCUUCGCUAACAGCAAUCACUACCUGUACAGGAAGUUCCUGAAGUCCACUUGGGGUUGGACGUGCAUCUUCUCAGGUUCCUUCACCCUUCUUCUCUCCACCUCAGCCCGUCAUCCCCCCUCUCUCCUACUUCGCCACCUCUCUCGGGUAGGGGUUGUGGGGUUGCUCUGGUGGGGGUCUCAGCGUAUCCUGACACUGCUGGAGGAUGCAGCAGGAACCUGUUAUGAGCCUAUAACGCCUGAUCAAGAUACCCAAGGUACUGCCUUCUCAGCACAGCCCCUGUUGCUUCUGCAUGAGGACCAGACCAAGGCCUCGUGCCUCAGAGCCAACAUGGUGUGGAGAGGUUAUGAAGUAUCCCAGGACAUCCUCAUCCUCUGCUUGUGUUGCCUGCAGCUUGUGGAGGAAGUGUCCGUCUUUGGCCGUCACCUAGCUCAAACAAAGCCUCUGCAGAGGUCCUCAUGUGGGCCUUUAAGGUUCAUCUUCCUCCUGUGUGUAGUCCUACUCACUCUUUGGAUGUUCCUGCUGCUGUGUUUGCUUGCACACUUCCCCAAGUUCCCCUCCCAGCAGCUAGGGGGAGCUCUGGGCUACCUGGGAUGGAGAGGACUCUAUCAGGGAUGGUACAGACUGAAACCGGGCUGGGGCUGCCCUGGUUUGCCAGAAGGACAUUUUAGCGUCACAGACAUUCAAAAACACUCUCAAUAAUUAUGAAACCUUCAGUUGAUGGUUUUUUUUUGUAUGUUUUGUUUUGUAUGUGAUCUUGAAAGCUAAGCUACAAGGUCAAGAAAGUCAAAAUGACCUCUCAUUAGUGUUGAGAAAUUUUAAACACCCUUGUCUAUACUUCACAUCUCUUGAAGAAUAUGCAGGAAGCUGUGAUUAUUGGUCAAUACUCUUAAAACCCACGUUUCAAAAACCUUCAGACAAAAGUAAUUUUGUAAUAGGAAUCGUGUUUUAUUUUGUAAUAGGAACCAAAAUGAAUGCACAAUAUGAAAUUGAAGGUUUUUAUUUCAAGUUGGUGUAUUGUAACUUGAUAAGCGUGCCAUACUAAACUAGCUGUGUCUUGUUAGAAGAAAGCCUGGGUGUGCUGGCUUUCAGUCUCAGUAGAUGAGAGCCUUGCCGUCUCCUCUGGGCUUCUUAAUCUUGUUGUAGUUCUUGUUAAUGAUGUCAAACAGCACAGCCUGAAGAGAGAGUGACACGGGGGAGCGACAUCAGGGGAAAUGUAGCAAGAGGCGCAUAUAAGAAAGACAGACAGCACGGGAGAGAGACAGAAAGGUUAGAGGCUAUUAUAAAUAAGAAGAGACGUGCAGUUCCAGAGCUGUUAGACUGACACACAGCUGCUUUCAUCAUCACCUGUACUGCCUUGUUCAUUAACAGCAUCAAACACAGGGGGGGACAAUAGCAAGAGGAAGGAGACAAACAGUGACUAAUGGGUGGGAGAUGCGGCUCCAAUCAAUUUAACACGAGCGCAGCAAUUACUUUAAUUACCCUCCUAUUAAGAAGGAAUGGAUUCCAUUUAGCCGCUGUCCCUGCUGCUGGGACAUGGCAGGAAUAUUUAAUAGACGUGUGCAUAGUUUUAUUUAGAAUACAGUGUGUCAUAACAAGACAUGGAAUAUUAAGUCUGACACGUUAACAAUAUCACAUGGUCAUUCUUAGAGAAGUGGUGACAGUUUUCCUACAUUUUAAAAUUCAAUUAAUUUCCUUUUUUUUUUUUUUUUUUUCAGUUUCCAAAA
Labrus bergylta (ballan wrasse) is the source of this 2550-nucleotide messenger RNA. Its product is annotated as fat storage-inducing transmembrane protein 1-like. Gene Ontology annotation, cellular component: endoplasmic reticulum membrane. NCBI's taxonomy places the organism in Eukaryota, Metazoa, Chordata, Actinopteri, Labriformes, Labridae. The record is from RefSeq and is a predicted model, not a curated record. Gene Ontology annotation, biological process: phospholipid biosynthetic process; lipid storage; lipid droplet organization. Gene Ontology annotation, molecular function: coenzyme A diphosphatase activity.